Messenger RNA from Gilbertella persicaria, 1260 nucleotides. Its product is annotated as SGNH hydrolase-type esterase domain-containing protein. The transcript has a single exon. The record is from RefSeq and is a predicted model, not a curated record. NCBI's taxonomy places the organism in Eukaryota, Fungi, Mucoromycota, Mucoromycetes, Mucorales, Choanephoraceae. Bases 1 to 1260 code for a protein of 419 amino acids.
AUGGUCUACACGUCCAUUGUUCCUCACCAAGUGUUACAGCGCAACCCAACCACAAACAGCGCCUAUGUUGAAAUAGACCAUGAUAUUCAUGAAUUUCCUGUAGGCGGGCCUUACACACUUCAAAAGAUGGGCCCAUUUUAUGUAGGCGAUCUAUGGGUCAUGGCUGGCCAGAGCAACAUGCGGGGCCAUGGUUACUAUCGAGACCCUUUUACAGGACAUGAGCUGUGCAAGGAACCUCAACCCCAUGUAUUCUUGUAUGAUUCUUCAGAACGUUGGAGACCGUUUGACCGAGAUCCUUCGCAUCAACUUCAUCAAUCACCUCGAUCUGUCCAUCACACACUUCCUGAUCCAACCGUACGCGAUCCUCACUUACUUGAAACGCGAGGUGCUUCUUUGGCUGUUGGAUUUGCAAAUAUGUAUCGUGCCAUCAUGCCUGAUGUGCCAUUGGGCUUGAUCGCCAGUGCUCAUGGCGGUACAUCCCUUUCUGACUGGCAACGUCCUGCUGAACUGAAUACACAGACAGCAGAUACGACACUCUAUGGCGCCAUGUGGGACAGAAUUCAACAGGUUCAUUCUGUGGCUGGCAUCCUAUGGUAUCAAGGCGAAUCAGACACAUCCAACAAACAAGAUGCAGACACCUAUCUCGACAGGUUUCAACAUUGGCUCUCUACCCUGCGCGCUGAUCUAGAGCAACCCAACUUGCCUUUGGUGUUUGUACAGAUUGGACCGCAUCGUGUGAAUGUGCCAGCCAUGAUGGAACACUGGAAGACUGUACAAGAUGCUCAGUUUCAACUGAUGGGCUCAUGUCCAUUUACUGCAGGUGUUGCUAGUCUUGAUGUAGACCUGGAUGAUCGCUUGCAUCUCUCAGCUUGUGGAUUGUCCAGUGUAGGAAAGCGAUUAGCCAUCGCAGCCCAUAAGGCCAAACAAGGGCAGGGCCAUCAAGCCACGCCCUUACCUGAUAAAGCUUAUCUUGAGACAACGCCAUCAGGACAUACGAGUAUCGUGGUUGAGUUCAAGUAUCUACAUAAACCCUGGCACCUGAAAGCGUAUGAACAAGUCUUUGGUUUCUCUAUUGAGUCUAGCAAGAUAGCACUCUUGAAAACAAUCGUGUGUGAUGACUCCAAGGGCUCUGUGCGAUUAUAUCUUUCAGAUAAACCAGACACACCCUUCACCAUUUAUUAUGGUAUGCAUCAAUCCAUGGUCAAUUUAGUUACAUUGGAUGGCAUGGCACUGCCUGCUUUUAAACUUAAAGUUUAUUAA